Pectinophora gossypiella (pink bollworm) is the source of this 1998-nucleotide messenger RNA. RefSeq names its product telomere length and silencing protein 1 homolog. Gene Ontology annotation, cellular component: spliceosomal complex. Gene Ontology annotation, biological process: mRNA splicing, via spliceosome. Bases 176 to 1102 code for a protein of 308 amino acids. NCBI's taxonomy places the organism in Eukaryota, Metazoa, Arthropoda, Insecta, Lepidoptera, Gelechiidae. The record is from RefSeq and is a predicted model, not a curated record. The transcript is spliced from 2 exons.
UUCUUGCUUUGGUGCCUUGUGUGUGUGUGGUGCUUUGUGCGUCGUGGAUUGUCUUUUUGUGCUUUUGCCAUUAUAAAAUAUACACUUAAAGGCAAAGUAAAGCAUUAUUAAUACUGUAUUAUUUUGUCUUCGUCUGAAACUACUAAUUCAUUACUAUUAUUUAUUAUUAACAUCUAUGAAUAUAAUCAAUAUGUCGGAAGAGGUGUCAGAAAAGUCCGAAGUCGAGAUAAAAUUCAAACCCAAGAAACCUAGGUGCCUUCGGCAAAGAAUAAAGACAGAAGAUGAUGAAUCUGAAGAUGAAGAACUUAUUUUGGCGAAAUUGGAAGAAACAAGACAAAUACAGAAACUUCGAGAACGUCCAAACGGCGUCAGUAUUAUUGCUUUAGCGACAGGUGAAAAGGCGAGUUUACAGGAAGAGAUUACAUGCAAAGAUCCUUUUAAAGUGAAAGCGGGUGGCAUGGUGAAUAUGCAGGCAUUGAAGAGUGGCAAAGUGAAACAAGUAGACGACGCUUAUGAUACUGGUAUUGGCACACAGUUUUCUGCAGAGACAAAUAAACGUGAUGAAGAUGAAGAGAUGAUGAAAUAUAUUGAAGAGCAGUUGGCCAAAAGAAAAGAAGGAAAAAAGCAAGACUGGAAAGAUUCAGAGCAAAAUGACAACUUGAAAUAUCUAUCACCUGAAGAGGCUGCAUUACUAUCCCUGCCUGAACAUCUGCGAGUAUCUUCCACACAUAGAUCUGAAGAAAUGUUGUCCAAUCAAAUGCUUAGUGGUAUACCUGAAGUCGAUUUAGGUAUAGAUGCAAAAAUUAAAAAUAUAGAAGCAACUGAAGAUGCAAAAAUGAAACUUCUUUGGGAGCAACAAAACAAAAAAGAUGGCCCAUCUCAGUUUGUACCAACAAACAUGGCUGUUAACUUUGUUCAACAUAAUAGGUUCAAUAUUGAUGGUGAUAAUUCAAAAAAACGGAAGAUAGAAAAACAACCACCCAAGGUGUUAAACAAUGCAAUUGAUGAAACUAUAGACAAAAUUGUGAAGAAAGCUAAAGGAGAACGGGCAACAGAUGAUUACCAUUAUGAGAAAUUCAAGAAACAGUUUAGAAGAUACUAAUUGUUCAGCAAAAAAAGGAAUUCAAACUUGGUUACAGCAGGAAAUAACUGCUUCCACAUUGUUGUUCUUUAACCUCACUGGUUCUUACAUUAAGCUAAUAGGUAAAGGUACCUAUUUAUAAUAAAUGAAUUUUUACAUUCCUAAAAAGAAGUUGAAAAUUAUCAUCCAUGUUUGCUUGCAUAUUGUGGGUCACAUUGUCUUUGUUUACAUAGUUCUGUGAGUUAUUAACAGUCCAGUGUUUAAUUACUAUAUUGUUCUUAUUACAAUAAUAAGUAAUUAUAUAGUAAUUGGUUACUGUUGAUUAUGAAGAUUAGUGUUGUUGAUUUUAUUGGAAUCUUUAUGGGAACAUUGUCGGAGUAUUGCAACCAUAUUUAUUUUCAUAUAAAAUGUCUCUAAAAUGUUGAUUGCUCUGUGAACUGACUCCGUGACUGGUGAAUUAAUCUUAAAACCAUUUUUUUAUUGUAAUACCUACUAUAGGUACCUAUUUCAAUUGAACACCUAAUUUAUAUGUUCAGAAAAUAAUAAAAUAGAAAAACACAUCAACCAAAAAAAUACUACAAUAUAUCUUAAAAACCUAAUAAACAGUAGGGGUGGGGGGGCACUUUGAUACACAAAAAUUCAAUUUCUUUUCUGAUGACCCUAAAGCAUUAUAUUUAAAUAUUUGUUUUGAUGUGUGCAUUGGCUAAUAUGUCAGCUUAUAUUUUGGCUACGCAAAAACUGGCGACGUAUAGAGAUAAACUGACUUUAAGAAAAAAACAUUUUUGUAUCUCUCAUAACUUGCAACUCUAAUCGCCAAAGUCUAAUAUACGAAUUAAGAUGACUUAAUUGGAACCGAAAUUACGAGAUUCAGUUUUUGAAUGAACUGGAGGAGCUCCAGUGGCCCUUUACCACUUAUA